GGUCGGCCUCAACACUAACAGUAGAGAAGAGACGAGUACCGAGGAACGAGAAACAAAAUCCGUGAUUCGCUUAUUGCUAGGAUGCACAUUACUUCGGUUGCUCGAAGUCCCGGCGUCAUGUCACUAUAUUAAAUAAAUGAAAUUGACAGUUUAUCGCGAUAACAGUAAUAAUAUUUAAAAGUAGUUCGAUGUUCUCUCUUUUUCGCCGUACAAUAUUACGAUAUCAAUGGUUUCAAUCUAUGACAAGUCAACGACAAAAUUAACAUGUCUAAUCCUUAAUGAGACGCACAACAUUAAAGCAUGGUCUUCACGUCACGAAAGAUGAAACAGGUUGCCCUUUCCAUCAUCUGUAUAAUACUAGUAUUAGGAUUUUACAAGACGUUAGUUAAUCCAGAGGACGAACAAUCCUUCAGUCGUGUUCAUGUGCGAGAACGUAAAUCUAAUUUAGGAGAAACUAAUGAAAUACUGGCUAAUGAUGACAAGAUUCAAGAGGUGGACGAAGAUGCGCGCUAUAAUGACAUCAAAGAUAUCGAAGAAGCUAACAUGCGAAUUCGCGAAUUAGAGGAUAAACUACAGCAUCUAGAGUCUAAGAUAGAAAACAGAGGAUCUAAAGAUUUCCCGACGGUCAAAUUUCUUAAUUACAAGAACCGGAAAAGGAUAUUAGUCACAGGUGGUGCAGGCUUCGUCGGAUCGCAUUUGGUCGACCGUUUAAUGCUCGGCGGUCACGAAGUGAUUGUAGUAGACAAUUUUUUUACUGGAAGGAAACGUAACGUCGAACACUGGGUCGGACACGAAAAUUUUGAGCUUGUACACCAUGACAUUGUCAGACCUCUCUAUCUAGAAGUGGAUGAAAUAUAUCACUUGGCUAGUCCUGCUAGUCCACCUCAUUACAUGCUUAAUCCAGUCAAGACGAUUAAAACAAAUACUUUAGGUACAAUAAAUAUCUUAGGUCUUGCCAAAAGAGUAGGAGCAAGAGUUUUAAUAGCGAGCACAUCCGAAGUUUAUGGAGAUCCUAAUGAACACCCUCAAUCGGAAACUUAUUGGGGCCAUGUGAAUCCUAUAGGUCCAAGAGCUUGUUAUGAUGAGGGAAAACGCGUAGCUGAAACGUUGAGCUAUGCGUAUAUGAGACAGGAAGGCAUUUCCGUUCGCGUCGCUCGUAUUUUUAAUACGUUCGGCCCAAGAAUGCAUAUGAACGACGGUCGUGUAGUUUCAAAUUUCAUUCUACAAGCUCUACAGAAUGAUUCGAUCACCAUUUACGGUAGUGGGAAACAAACGAGGUCGUUUCAAUAUGUAUCGGACUUGGUCGAUGGAUUAGUCGCUCUAAUGGCAUCUAAUUACACUCAACCGAUAAACAUCGGCAAUCCUGUCGAGCACACGAUAGAAGAAUUCGCUGUUAUAAUAAAAGAUUUAGUUGGUACAAAGAGUAAGGUAGUCGAGCUUGCUGCGGUAGAGGACGACCCCCAACGGCGGAGGCCCGAUAUCUCUAGAGCUAAGAAAUAUUUAAAUUGGGAACCAAAAGUUCCUUUAGCCGAAGGACUUAAGCAGACGAUCAUGUAUUUUGCCAGGGAAUUACAAAGGACGAAACACUCGCAAAAAAGUAGUCUCAAGCAGUCUUCUUACAAGAACAAUCACGAUAUAGUAGAACAACUUUAGGAGAGUACGAGAUACUGCUAUGACUAAUUGUGGUUUUGUAAAGUGCCAUUACGCUAUGGACCACUGUGUGCCAAAAAAUUCCCCGUCCAAAUUGAAUUUUUAUUUAGAACGAAUCCGAAUUUACAUAAUUUUACGUUAGUUUAAAAUGAAACAAAAGGAUUAAGAAAAAUCCUUGAAAAUUAAUAUCUGAUGGUUUCCAUUUAUGAUCGAUAUUACAACAAUUACUUGCUUACUAUUGACGGAAGCUUAUUAUGUUGCGACAGAAUGAAAAUUGCAAAUUGAUUUCUCGUAGUAGUUUGUAAUCGAUCAAUGGUGCUGGUGGGAAAUUAUCGAUGGUCCUGUCCUUAUGUGAAUUACCGAGUUACUAUAACUAUACGGACUCUGACUAUAAAUAAUGUUAAACUGGAUAUUUAUUUAAGUCUUUCACCUAUUCAAUUUUCUUCCGAUUGUACAUGACCAUGAUAUGUAUAUUAUAGAAUUUCUGUAAACGAUGUACGUACCUCUGUAACGAUGACAUUAAUCGAUAUGCACUCGUAAUUAGCAAAUUUUUUUCCUUAUGAGGAGCGAAACCGUGUUUCCGCGGUCUCUUCCGAUUAAACGAUGCGAACGUUUCAAACACAUUAUAGAUAUAAUAUAGAUAAAAUAUUCGCAUUGUGCGAUAGAUCGUACGCGCGAGCUACGAGUACUGAACUAUUUCCUGAUUGUUUAAUAUUGUAACAUCAAAGUAAUUUUAUACUGUUCGAGAAUGUAUUAUAUACAACGUGUAAGACGAGUAAAACAAUUUUGUAAAAACGACA
Ceratina calcarata is the source of this 2450-nucleotide messenger RNA. It is a transcript of the gene Uxs, whose product is annotated as UDP-xylose synthase. Gene Ontology annotation, biological process: D-xylose metabolic process. The coding region runs from base 301 to 1653 and encodes 450 amino acids. The record is from RefSeq and is a predicted model, not a curated record. Gene Ontology annotation, cellular component: cytoplasm. The transcript has 6 exons. Lineage: Eukaryota; Metazoa; Arthropoda; Insecta; Hymenoptera; Apidae. Gene Ontology annotation, molecular function: NAD+ binding; UDP-glucuronate decarboxylase activity.